Molecule: messenger RNA, 2589 nt
Organism: Symsagittifera roscoffensis
Lineage: Eukaryota; Metazoa; Xenacoelomorpha; Acoela; Convolutidae
Exons: 5
Coding region: 245-2437 (730 amino acids)
Source: RefSeq, a predicted model, not a curated record
CGCGGGUGAUAAUCUAUCAGAUUUUGAACCCGGCAGAAAGAAUUUGUUAUGAUAACUAGAACAAAAAUAUUUCGCCGCAGGUUAUAAAUAGAAGAAAGCCUUCUUUGAAGGAAUUUAGCCCAUACUAUAUCUAAAGAAAUCCAACCUUUGAGAAAUCGCACCCAAAAAGCCAAAGAGGAUUAAACAUUAUCUGUUCAACAUACAUACUAAAAAACAUCAAAAAUAAAAAAAUAUAAAUUUAUCAAUGAGCAUCCAGAUGGCAAAAAUUCCACGAAGUAAAACUUUUUUCGACUCAAGUUCGACGUCCAAUGAGUACUCAUUUCAUGGGUGCGAAAACUGGGUGCCUAGUUAUGUUUAUCUUCACAAUCCAAAUCCUGUUCCGAGUAAAUCCUUGGAGUUUCUCAGCUCCGAUCGGUCAAACGAAAAUCACCAGGAUAAUCAGUACAGUUUCAAAGAAAAUGGACAGAAUUUCACCGCUUUUGGAAGUUCAAAAUCAAAGGAAAAAUUUAACAAUGCCUCGGCGGAUAAUAUUUUAAUCAGUUCUUGCAGUAACAAUACCACAAAUACUCAGUCGAAUACUCAUCAACCGUAUUAUUAUGACUCGGAAAAUAAUGAUCCUUACCAACAAUUCGUGACUUUAAAAAAUAGACACUACAAACCUUUGCCCAUCGAUUUCCAAUCAAACAUGAACAUUACCCAAAGCAGCCCGUUUCGAACCCCGACCAUGGCUAGGUCUCAGAUUCUUUCAGCUUCACAUAAUUUCAUUUUGUCGCCUCAAAAUCAACCAGUUGCGAUUACAACUUACCACGAAAAGGAUCAAACUUGGCAGCGGAUUCUGUUCAGUUUGAUUUUUGCUUCAGUUGCAGGACUCAUUACAAUUCUGAUGGUUUAUUUCCUAGCUGACGUUAAAAAACUGUCAACAUUGUUUGUUUUAUUUUUCACCCUGACAAUGUUUUUAUUCCUGGUUUUAAAUAUUAGCAGUUCGAAGAAAAUGUUUGGCAAAAUGUUCCAAUUUCUGGCAUCUGUACAAGGCACUGUUUGCAUUUUGCUUCUCGUGCUGGCUUUGCUGACGAUUGGACCAGCUGAUUAUUUAGUGUCACGAUUGUCUCAAAAUCAGGGUGAGGUUGCAAAAACGGAUCUCAACUACACUAAUGAAGGCUACAAUGAGUUUGAGAUGGCAAUGCUUAAGGCUCAUCAAUAUAAUAUGAACCGACAGCUCGAUCAGAGCGAGGAACAGUUUAAAACAAAUCUAAACCAGGCAAUCCGAGAUUUGGAGCUCGAAAACAAAUUCAUCGCACGUGACUUCUCCAUGUUUGUUGAUCAGUGCUCGUUUGUAGCCGAACACAUCAUAACAGUCUCUGCACAAUUCGACCAAAAUUCUCAAUGCCCGAAAAACGAAGAAAAACAAAACGCAAACGCAAACAGAGAAACUAAUUUAGAAAAUAAUAAUUAUCGACAGUCGGAGACAACAAAUCUAGAAAGUUUGAAAAAUAAUGACGGUACUUGGAACGAUGGUAAUAAAAAUGAACUGAACCCUAUCUGGGCAAUUAUUCAUCAGGGAAACUUGGAAAUUCAGAGACAUCAAAACGCAGUCGCUAAACCUUGGACAUCGGAACAAACGCAACCAGAUCCUAAAACAUGUCCUUGUUGCUCUCAGUUGAUCUCACCUUUUCAGAAAUUCUGUCUUUACUUAUCAAGACAAUCACCGAAAUUCAAUAUGACAAAUGCUAUACAAAACGUGAAAAAAGUCGAAUUUUCUAAACAAUUUGAAGACGUGAAACACAAUUUUGUCAAUAUUUAUCCAAAGAAAACUUCCCAAAACGCUCCUUUGCAAAAUCCAAGAAAACCACAACAAUCUCACAAUUCUUCAUCCAAAAGAUCGGGCAGAAUAGCACUUAGUUUUUCAGCUAUUUUAUUUUCUUUGGCGUCAGUAGUGAUAGUUAUUUUUCACUCGUUUUCAAGAACUUCGCGCGAAGUCGAUUCAAAUUUGAAAAUGAAUAUUUUCGUUUCGUUUAUUCUUAUUUUGAUCAUGUUUCAGUUUAAUAGCCUGGCAACUUUUGGUUUAUUUUUUAUUGAAUCUUCGAGUUUUUACAAAUCCGAACAAAUCAAUAAUUAUAUAUUUUCGAGUGAAGAGAUUCAAAUUAUGAUUCCAAUAUUCAUUUCUUGGGCGUUAAAUUUAAUCCAGUUUUCAAUUAUGAUAGCAAAAGUUGUGAAAGAGUCUUGGAAAGAUUACGAGAUAUCUGCGAUACGAAACAACCUUACGAAUUAUUGCGAGGAAAGCAAAUUCAAUAAUAAUGUACCGAAUGCGUUGAAUUUCAACAUAACAUAUCCGAACUCUCCAAAAAUUUCGAAGUCGAUGAAUGUUCCCGGGAAAGACUUCAGCACUCAUCAAUUGGAUAGAAGCAUGACGUUGCCGAUUAGCUCAAGCUAUGUAUAAUCGAAAUAGCCAAUAUUGAAAUAUUGAAUCAUAAUUUUCAUUUUUUAAUAGUUUUUGGAGAACAAUUUUUAUCAUAAAAGUAUCUGAAAUUAUCCAAAUUUAAGCUCCAAUGGUGUAUACAAUUUAGCUGAUAUCAAAAAGAAAAAAAAUUC